This is a messenger RNA of Lecanosticta acicola, 1152 nucleotides long. The record is from the annotation of a GenBank genome assembly. Lineage: Eukaryota; Fungi; Ascomycota; Dothideomycetes; Mycosphaerellales; Mycosphaerellaceae.
AUGACAGUCUACCAACACAACGAGGCGCCCAAUGCCUUCGUCCGUAUCGCUCGCAAGCUUUACAACCCCAUCGGUUUCCACAAAGGCUACAACUUCACCCUCCUCUUUAUCUUCGGUGGAGCCCUCCUCGGUUUCGCCCUUGCUCGAACACCUUAUCUCAAUGUCAAUGACAACUUUCUGCCUAGAGCAGCUCCCGGUGAAGGUACGCUUACUUCUUUACCUUGCGCCGCGAUAUGGCCGUGGACGUUUGGACUAUCAUCUUCCGAGUGCACUGCUUACUCUUCAACAGCAUACUGGUAUCGGCAGAGUUGGUACAACAUCGGAAUCAGCAUUCAUCUCCUCUGCAUCAUCCCGGCUGCUAUCCUCGCCAUUGUCCAAUUCAUACCCAUCAUCCGCUACCGUCUCCUUCUACUCCACCGCAUCAACGGCUACCUCGUCGUCCUCCUCUUACUCGUCAGCAACGUCGGCGCAUUAAUGAUCGCCCGUCGAGCCUUUGGCGGAACACCAGCAUCACAAGCCUGCAUCGGAACCCUGGCAAUCGGGACUACAACAGCAGCAAUACUGGCAUACAUCAACAUCAAACGCUUGCAGAUCGAACAACACCGUGCCUGGAUGUUGCGAUGUUUUUUCUGGCUUGGGUGCACCGUCACAGAGCGCAUUAUUCAGAUCAUCGCCGUGCAGGUCAUCAGUAUGAUUGGGUCGUACUACGUCGCGAUCCCCUGCCAACAAAUCACCGGUGCCGGCGGCGAUGCCAGUCGUUAUCUGUCGUGCCAAGCCGAUGCUGAUGGAUGGGCCGUUGUGCAUGCGGCCUUUUCUAACGCGCAAGGCGUCGAGGAAGUGGCGGCGAUCUUUCAGUUGACAUUUGCCAUGUCGCUUUGGUUGGCGUUUGCGAUACAUGUCGUUGGAGUGGAGGUCUACCUGCACUUGACGAAGGCGGAGACGGAAAGGCUGAGAAAGGUCUCGUACGAGAGGCAGUUGGAACGUGGCAUGCGACAUCCUGGCAGCGAAGGUCUGACAGCUGACCGCUUGGGCGAUGUAGAGCCGUGGCGACCGUCAGCUACGAAAGAGACCGACCGAAGACGAUCAGACAGCGACAGCAACAGCAGUAACGACACCAUCACGAAGCCUAAGGCUGCCUUGGGUUGGGAGUAA